UGAAAUACUUCCAACACGCCUUUGCCUGCAGACUACGACUUGACGGGUCUUCCACAACGCUUUUCCCCCUGAUUUUUCACCGUUUUUUCUACUCUGAGAGCUCAACUUCAUUCAUAUCACACAACUUGCAAUUCUUAAUAUGCCGGCUAUUGUACCUUCUACCGUACCCCGCGCAGAUGUCUCCGCAAAGUCGCGGUCUUCUCCACAACCUCGCAAGACUCGCAUGGUCAAGCCCAGGGGAAGGGGGAGAAACAAUUUUGAGAGUGACGAGGAGUUUGAAAGAGAGGCCGCAACUGACUCCGAGUCCGAUGAUGAUCGUUCCUCAGUUGCCACUGAAACCGACUCCGACACAGAACCUGCCUCAGAGGACAUUAUUUUCAACGGCCAUUCACACAUUCUAACGCCCAAUACAACACAGAGCUCAGAGGAUGUCCCAUCACUCAACCAUCAAUCAGCCAAAGACAUCGAUGGCGACUCUACUCCUUUUUUCAGUGGCGCUGGGAAUUGGUCGGAGAUGGUCGCUGAGGAAACUGCCAAUGGCCCUGCGGAACUUCCAGUUAUAGAGUUCGCAGAUUUCAAUAGCCCUUCUAUCCCACAACAGACUUUGUCGGGCCCUCUCCCUCGUAAAACAAGUAAAGCGUCAAAGCGUCCCCAGCCCAAGCGCGCAGUCUCGGCGCCUUCGUCUGACCGUGGUACCGCGCCUCAGCACCCACCUGUUCACACUGAGGAAGAGGCUUCAGAGCCUGCAGAUGAUCAGCCCCAGGCAUCGACGUCUCGACAACAAUCCAGAAAUUCGUUCUCCAGGCCUCCUUCUGGACACAAUGCUCGUCAAGCCUAUCAGCAGAGGCUAGAGGCAGACCCCUCGUAUGUUCCCACCGUUGGUGAGUUUUGGGGCCAUGAUGAUCGGUUGUUGGAUAAGGACCUGAGGAGUCUGAGUGGGUGGUGGAGAGGACGCUGGCAGGGUAGGGGUCGCGGAAGAGGUGGGUUUUCCGGAGGUUUCGUGCGCGGUAGGGGCAGAGGAGCCUUUGCUGGUCCAGAGUCUAGUCGCCCUACACCAGAAGCCUCUGGAUCUCAAGAGACAGAGAAACCCCCAGUUGAACCCCCCCUUAUUGACCAGCUAUGGACCCACGACGGUUUCGAGGAGAUGAAGAAGCGAGAUGAAAAGAGGCGUACGGCUGCACCACACCAACCGCAGCAAGCAGCAAGGUCUACACGAGGUUUCUUGCCACUUCGUGGCAGGGGUGGAUUUAUCGCCAGCCGUGGACGUGGUGGUUUUGCACGUGGCGGUUUCUCCCCCUCGUCAACUGGAGCACACUUUAUUCCUCCUGCUGCCGCUGCCGCUGCAUCAGGCAGGACGUGGUACGCGAUGAAGCCCGAGCGUGUUUGGACAAAGCAACACGAGGGCUUCUUGUAUUUCGAUCCUGCUUUGAAACCUCGUCCUGGUCAAGGUCCAGGCUAUCGGGUCAAGCUUUCUGGCAAUGAAGGGAAGGUUGUCAGAAGCUCUGCUCGAACCACUCAAGCAGCAGAGCCUGCGCCAUCUGUGACUGCACCUUCAGAGGCGAGUGAGAAGACGUUUAUCGUGCGCCUACCCAAGAGGGCAGGGAAGGAGAAGGCAUCUGAACCAGCCCCUGAGGCUGUUGAGACUAUUACUACUAUUCCAGAUCCUCCUAUCGAAGAUGUUUUCACAGUUCGGCCAGGGCUCGUGCCCCCAAGGCAGCCCAUUCCAAAUUCGCAAUCAUCUUCGCCUCCAGCCAAUGACCACAAGCCUUCUACGUCAGUACAUGAUGUGCCUCCCAAACCUGCUGCACCAGCUCCUUCAUCACCUGAUGCCUCAAUGUCGCCGAAAGAGAAUAUCACGUCACCGCUUCUGCAGCAAAUGAUGCGUGCGGCCGCAGAUCAGCAGGCCAAAGAGACCGCAGAUGUGCCGAACGGCAUAUUGCAGGAGCAGUAUGACCAGAAUGCACCCGCUCUCCUUCAGAUCGAGCAACCCGCGUCGAAUCCGGAGUCUUCUGAUACCGUCCGUCCAUCAAUGCCCCCACCCCUGCAGACUGUGUUCUCGCCGCCAACGCAGCCCUCACCUCCGUACGGAUCGCCGUAUGGGUAUGGUUCUCCUCUACCACCCGGCGUUGCCAUCGGCCACCACGGUAUGCCAUAUGAGAUUGCCACAGGUCGAGCGGUAUAUCUCCAACACCCGACGAUGUACACACCACGCCCGUUAGCGCAUGGGAUGAUGACACCUCCAGGGCUCCCGUAUGCCCCUAUGCAUCACCAUUCCGCCAGCUCCCCAGAUUUCCUUGCACCGUCUCACACACCUCCUGUUAAUGGUUACAUUGACCCAUCGACUGGUAACCCGCUCUUCGCGUUCCCUCGCCAGAGUUCUCGCGUUGAGAUUCGAUCGCCAUCUUCUCAUUCGGAGCUCAAGCAGUUGAAGAGUACUCGUCGACCUUCCACUUUGAGGACGAGCGCAGCAUCGUUUGAGCCCUCGCGUCCUGCCAGUCCCAAUACUGAGUCGCAGACAUACCAGUCAUCUGCAGAUCAUUCCGCGCAGGAUGAUGCAAGCUCAAGCCAAGCCAAUGACCAGGCGAUGCCGGAGCAGGCAAUGGAGCCCACCCUGUACGGAUACUCGCCAUAUCAUCAGCCGUACUACUAUCCCGAGCCCUACGGGUACUCCCAGUACUAUGACAUGUCUCACGUCCCACAGUACGAGAUGUAUCCCACCGACCCACAUGCUUCUCAGGCGGUUUACUAUUAGUACUAAUCCUCAUGUUGUUAUAUUUUCUGCUGUUGUUUUUCGUUCUUCUGUUCUUGCUUUGGGAUACAAACGUACACCGCUAUCCACGACCGUUUCAUUGCUCACGAUCUUGACGUCCUCAGCAGUUACCCUCACAGACUUCAUAUUGCUCCAAUGCGUUUCUUACCUUACUCAUGCUGUUUCACUUGUUUUUCUCUUACUGCAAUACUUCUCGGGUCUUGAAUAUGAUAUUGGCUUGUUGUUUGAACAUUUUACUCAUGUAGGCUAGUAGCGUGUUGCUUUGCAAUGCUUGAUCUCUUCCCCACUUUCAAUGAGUUAGCUCC
Suillus clintonianus is the source of this 3075-nucleotide messenger RNA. RefSeq lists its product as uncharacterized. Gene Ontology annotation, cellular component: exon-exon junction complex. Gene Ontology annotation, biological process: mRNA processing. The coding region runs from base 140 to 2752 and encodes 870 amino acids. The record is from RefSeq and is a predicted model, not a curated record. Gene Ontology annotation, molecular function: mRNA binding. Lineage: Eukaryota; Fungi; Basidiomycota; Agaricomycetes; Boletales; Suillaceae. The transcript has 3 exons.